AUGGCGAAGUCACACUCCGAGUCUUCGGAGGACUACGAGUUCAUUGAGACUCCUGCAGCUCCUACACCUCAGCCUCAAGGCCAUGACUGUGGGGUGAGGACCACCAAAUCCCCUACGAUUCACAAUGCUCCUCUGCCAGCCGAUGGUCCCGGAAGUGACACUUUCAACAACUAUAUCCUCCUCGCCCUACUCGUUUUCAUCCCAUGGUGGCUAGCUCGCCAGGUCUAUGGCGGGUUUUGGACCAGCAUCUUCUUCGGCAUCUUCACCACUAUCCCAGUCCUGAUUGGCUUUUGGUUCAUCUCGUCCCGCAUCUCCCCACGCAAGAACGAGAAGGCCAAGCUGCCCGGUCGUCCAGUCGAAGAAUACAUUACCCUGAAGAAAGCGUCGGAUAAGGAGCGAUACUACGGAAGGAACAAGAUCCCUAUCUGGACCUUCUUCGAGAAGUAUUUUGAUCAGGAGAUCGACAUUAAGGGCGACAUGCUUGAGAUUCUGGAGAUGAGACAUGAUUGGGCAAACUUCAAAUUCACCUGGGACGUCUUCAAGCACGUGUUCGUUGGGUUCGGCCCAGAGAUGCUGUGGCAUAGCCGUUCGCAGGAUGAGGAGCAAGUGAGAGACCACUACGACCGUGGCGAUGACUUCUACAGCUGGUUCUUGGGACCGCGAAUGAUCUACACCUCCGGCAUCAUCUCAGAUCCUUCGCGAGAAGAGACAUUGGAGCAGCUGCAGGACAACAAACUUGCUAUCGUUUGUGAGAAGAUCGGCGUCAAGCCAGGUGACAAGAUGUUGGACAUUGGUUGUGGAUGGGGUACACUCGCCAAGUAUGCCAGCGUCAACUAUGGAGCCCAUGCUACGGGUAUCACUCUCGGCAAGAACCAGACUGCUUGGGGCAACGGUGGACUUCGCAAGGCUGGCAUCCCGGAAGACCAGAGUCGCAUCCUAUGCAUGGACUAUCGUGACAUUCCGGUGCCGGAGGGUGGAUACAAGAGAAUCACUUGUUUGGAAAUGGCCGAGCACGUUGGCGUACGAUACUUCAAGAAGUUCCUGACACAAGUGUACGACAUGCUUGAUGACGAUGGGGUCUUCUUCCUGCAGAUCGCUGGUUUCCGCAAGUCGUGGCAGUACGAAGAUCUCAUCUGGGGUCUCUUCAUGAACAAGUAUGUCUUCCCAGGAGCCGAUGCAUCAGCACCGAUCGACUUCGUCAUCGGCACGCUCGAGGGUGUCGGCUUCGAGGUCAAGUCAGUCGACACAAUCGGCGUCCACUACUCUGCAACCCUAUGGAGAUGGUAUCGCAAUUGGCUUGCCAAUUCAGAGAAGUCCAAGGCCAAGUAUGGAGUGCGAUGGUAUCGUAUCUGGGAGUAUUUCUUGGCCUCGGCUGUUAUUUCCUCUCGCCAGGGUUCCGCCACAGCGUGGCAGAUCACGAUGGUCAAGAACAUUAACAGCACUCACCGUAUCGAGGGUGUGAACACACAGUUCGGGCUAGAGGGUGCCUUGAGAGCGGGUCGGGCACGGCUGGCUGGGACGGGUGCUCCGCUUGCUGAUACUGUCAAGGCGGCUCUGCGAAGCGACUACUAG
Cyphellophora attinorum is the source of this 1572-nucleotide messenger RNA. RefSeq lists its product as uncharacterized. The record is from RefSeq and is a predicted model, not a curated record. The transcript is spliced from 2 exons. The coding region runs from base 1 to 1572 and encodes 523 amino acids. Gene Ontology annotation, biological process: cellular response to biotic stimulus. Lineage: Eukaryota; Fungi; Ascomycota; Eurotiomycetes; Chaetothyriales; Cyphellophoraceae.